CACGUGAAUAUUCUUCGGGCCACACUCGUUCGUCGUCGUCUCCGUUCAUUAUCAUCAUCAUCAUCUCACGGAAAUUCUCCGGCAGCUCCACCGUCCGACGACACUUCCGACGAAAAUUUAUCAUCGGUGAUUCAAGAUGUCAGUUAUAGCACCGCAGAUAUCCGCUUUCAAGAGCUACGGCGGAUUCCUAAAUGAAUCAAGUCAUCGAAUUCCGAUGCCAAUUUUCGCUCAAAGCCCUAAGAUGAAUUCCAAAUGGACAUUUCCUCAGGCGUCUCUAAAACCUAAUUUCCAUCUUCCAAUGCGAAGUUUCGAGGUUAAAAACAGCAGGACAUCGGCUGAGGAAAUACAGUCGUUGAGAUUAAUAACCGCAAUCAAAACUCCAUAUCUACCAGAUGGGAGAUUCGACCUCGAAGCAUAUGAUGAUUUGAUGAACACCCAGAUUGAAGAAGGCGUGCAAGGUGUGAUCGUCGGUGGUACGACCGGCGAAGGUCAAUUAAUGAGCUGGGAUGAACACAUAAUGCUUAUCGGACAUACAGUCAAUUGCUUCGGCGGAUCAAUCAAAGUGAUAGGAAAUACAGGAAGUAAUUCAACUCGUGAAGCAAUCCACGCAACUGAACAAGGUUUCGCAGUUGGUAUGCAUGCUGCACUUCAUAUCAAUCCUUACUAUGGUAAAACUUCGAUAAAUGGAUUGAUUUCUCAUUUCGAAAGUGUAAUCCCAAUGGGACCAUCUAUUAUAUACAAUGUACCUUCAAGAACUGGGCAAGAUAUUCCGCCAAGAGUGAUUCAGGCUCUUUCGACGAACCCUAAUUUGGCUGGAGUGAAGGAAUGUAUGGGAAAUGAUCGUGUAGAACUCUAUACUUCAGAUGGAAUUGUUGUUUGGAGUGGUAAUGAUGAUCAAUGUCACGAUGCUCGAUGGGGAUUUGGUGCAACUGGAGUUAUAUCUGUUGUGAGUAAUCUUAUUCCGGGUUUGAUUAGAGAACUUAUGUUUGAAGGAAAGAAUUCAUCUUUGAAUGGUAAGAUUAUGAAUUUGAUUGAGUGGUUGUUUUGUGAGCCGAAUCCAAUUGGUUUGAAUACAGCUCUUGCUCAGCUUGGUGUUGUUAGGCCGGUUUUUAGGCUCCCUUAUGUGCCUCUUCCUUUGGCUAAACGGGUUGAAUUUGUGAGAAUUGUUGAGGAAAUUGGUCGCGAUAAGUUUGUUGGUGAGAAGGAGGUUAGGGUUCUUAGCGACGAGGAUUUCAUUAUGGUUAGUCGUUAUUAGUUGGGUAAUGAUGUUUUUUUUUUAACUAAACCGAAUUCUUGGAGUUAUAUCGGUUGUGAGUAAAUCUUAUUCCGGGUUUGAUUAGAGAACUUAUGUUUGAAGGAAAGAAUCCAUCUUUGAAUGGUAAGAUUAUGAAUUUGAUUAGUGGUUGUUUUAUGAGCUGAAUCGGAUUGGUUUGAAUACAGCUCUUGCUCUGCUUGGUGUUGUUAGGCCGGUUUUUAGGCUCCCUUACGUGCCUCUUCCUUUGGCUAAACGCGUCGAGUUUGUGAGAAUUGUUGAGGAAAUUGGUCGUGAUAAGUUUGUUGGUGAGAAUGAUGUUAGGGUUCUUAGCGAUGAGGAUUUCAUUAUGGUUAGUCGAUAUUAGUUGGGUAAUGAUGUUUUUAUUGAACUAAACCGAACUCUUUAUCCAAUUUUAUUCCUAUAUUUUGAAAUUGGUGUUUUACAUG
Impatiens glandulifera is the source of this 1701-nucleotide messenger RNA. RefSeq names its product 4-hydroxy-tetrahydrodipicolinate synthase, chloroplastic-like. Bases 137 to 1255 code for a protein of 372 amino acids. NCBI's taxonomy places the organism in Eukaryota, Viridiplantae, Streptophyta, Magnoliopsida, Ericales, Balsaminaceae. The transcript has 3 exons. The record is from RefSeq and is a predicted model, not a curated record. Gene Ontology annotation, molecular function: 4-hydroxy-tetrahydrodipicolinate synthase activity.